Messenger RNA from Cephus cinctus (wheat stem sawfly), 3380 nucleotides. RefSeq names its product protein vestigial (gene vg). The record is from RefSeq and is a predicted model, not a curated record. Gene Ontology annotation, cellular component: nucleus. NCBI's taxonomy places the organism in Eukaryota, Metazoa, Arthropoda, Insecta, Hymenoptera, Cephidae. Bases 914 to 1879 code for a protein of 321 amino acids. The transcript is spliced from 6 exons. Gene Ontology annotation, biological process: regulation of transcription by RNA polymerase II.
ACUACUCGGAGUAAAAGCCACCAGAAAAAGACUCCGGACACUAGGAGAGGGUGACACGAUGCUGUGGUUCAGUCUGUGUUUGUCCACCAAAGACACGGCACCGCAGCAGCAUUACUCCAGAGUAAACCUGACCGCAUCAGGCUGCCUGAAACGAUAAAACGUGACGUUACAGAAUACGUACUACUGCACCCUGUGUAUUUUAUUUUUCUUUUUUUCUUUAUCAGUCCGUACUCAUUAAUCAAGUUAGACCUGGUACCAAGACCGUCUGAUAAUCUUAUAGUAUACCAAAUGACUACAUUGUAAAUACCAUUGUGGCAUUGAUAUCUAAACGUCAGGUAGCUUAGUCCAGUGAAAAGGAAAAGUGAUAAUUGACACCGUGUUAUCGUGGACCCUCAUAGUGUGGCUCAAGGGUGAAAAUCAUUGGAUCGAAGAGAAGUUCAAGAAACUUAAAAAUAUUCGCAGGAGAUGUAAUAAAAUAAAGAAGACUGACAGCGCGGAACAGUAAUAAUAAGUGGCUAGGAUUUACUGGAGAUUUGCCGGGUGAAAUACGUAAUGAGGGGUGAAACCUGACAGUAUCAGCGGGUGGUUCGGAAGAGGUGUUUCUUGGCGUAUGAAGUCGAUAGAAUCCUGGCAGUGACUAACUGGUUCAAAUCAUCCCUUAACGGAAGAGGGAAGAAGUGCGAAAAGGAUAUACCGCGGGAGGACAGUCAUGUGCUGUUACUGACAAGUGGUUACACCCGGCUGUCAUUGUUAUACGCGAGAUUAUCGGGGCGGAUAACGUGCUCUCGUGAUAAGAUAAGGGCUGCGCGAGAUAACGAGUGUGGAAGAGAUAAAGGGUGCUUUCGCGGCUGGUGCGACGUUCGGCUACGCGAGUCGUCAGGCCGGCUCUGGGGGGCCGGGCCCUGGGGGUGUGAUGAGCUGCCCCGAGGUGAUGUAUCAGGCUUACUACCCUUACCUCUAUCAGAGGGCACCACCACCCCCACACCCAACCCACCCCCAUGCCGCACCACAUCCCCACACACAUGCGAAUCCUCAUGCUGCUCAUCACAGCCCUGCCAGGCCUGCACCUUUUCAACCCUUUUCUACGGCCACCGCGACGCACCAGUACGACAGGUUGAACGUACAUCAACGGUCGUUGGAAGCAGCGGGGCUGGAACUCUGCGCCGCCGGCGGAAGUGUACCACAAGGACAGCCGAGCAGUGCAGGCUCGGUGGGAUCAGCGCCGAGUCCAGCAUCCCCAAGACCAACUCCUCAACCAAGAGCACCCUUAGCCACGACUACAUCGCAACCCUCGAGAACGUUAGAUGAUGAUCGUUCAACGGACGGUGCUGGUACCGGUGCUGAAGACUCCGAUGAUGGUGAGAGUAGGGCGCAAUAUGUGAAUGCGAAUUGCGUGGUCUUCACGCAUUACCGCGGGGACGCCGCGACGGAAGUUGAGGAACACUUUCAGCGUGCACUGGCACACGACAAGCUCAAAGAAAAUAUCUCCCCGAUGGCCAUGAGGAAUUUUCCGCCAUCUUUUUGGAACAGUCAACAUCCUGGUGACGUUUACGAUUAUCCAACGGAUCCGUGGCAUCCGCACUAUCCUCAGUAUCAUCAUAGAGCCGUGCACGAGUAUCACCACCAUAACAUGGCGGCUGCUGCGAGUUACGGUGGUUUGCUGUUGGGUGGUGCUCGUGGCCUUGGACACCAUACGUCCCACCAUGCUGCACACCAUGCGCAUGCUGCGGCGGCUUCCUAUAAGGACUGGACGUCAGCGACGCCGUCGCAAUCCCUCGUAGACGCUUCUACGGCGCCCCCUUAUCCCCAUGGUCCGUACGCACCCUUAUCCGGUUUGGAAUCGCAGGUGCAGGACUCCAAAGAUCUCUACUGGUUCUAGAAGCAAUUGGAACGAACGCGCGGGAUUUUCAAAAAGGAAUUUUAAGGAGUUUCAUGGAAAUCAUUUUUAGUGAACUCUAAAAUCCUCAAGAUGGCACUGUAAGAAAAAAAAAGAAACUACGGAUACCCAUUACCACUACCUGCUGCCACAAUCGCUAUCUGGACAAGGAAUUGAUGGAUUUGUAAAAAAUUCGAAAUUCGCGCCAACAAGAAGAUCCCACGUGUGCAAUAAAAUUUCGUAAACGGAAAAAUAAUAUAGAGAAAGUUUACGAAAAAAAAUACUUUUGUUACUUAUACAUAUUAUCUUAGAACGACGCGAGCCGAAAUAUUGUGUAAAUCCGUGCGUAUGUGUAUAGCGCAUUGCGUCAUACGGGUGAGAGUGUUUCUAAAGUGUACAUAGUGUUACCUAAACCUUUCGAAGGAAAAAUCAAAUAACUAUUAAUUAGCGUUAAAACUAUAAUGACGGCGUAGAAGGGGUUAGGGGGGUGGAAGAGGAGGAUGACAGUUGGAUGAUUUAAUAGAAAAGUAUUGUGAAUUGAACAGGUUGCGCGCGCAUCAUUACCCUUACACGGUCCAUAGUCCAUAGUGAAUAAUUGACUUGGCGAAAUGGCCGAUGGAAGAAAAGGAUGGCGAAGCGAAAGAAGAAAAACGAAGCAAAGGACAGAGAGACAGGAAAAGAGAAAAAGGGGAAUAAAAAGGAAUCUCUAGUUCAUAGUGUGUAGACAAAGGAAUAUAUUAUAUAGUGAGAGAGAGAAAAAUCUGUGCCUAACGUGACGUCACGUUUAGGACCCGUCAAAAGUGAAUGAAUGAAUCACACGCGUGAGUUAAGAGUCGACACGGGUGUAAAUGGUGGCCUCUCUGAUAUCUCUGUUAUAUAUCUAUAUCAUUUUAAUUAUAUUAAUUAAUUAAAUAUCGCUGAAAGCUUAGUCGACGUGUAGAAGAAUAAACGAGUAUUUAUUGACCAAUGAUCUUGCCAUACGUUACGUGUAUUAUUGUACGAACGGAGAGAACCGGAGGGGCCGUGAAAAUUAAUUGACGAUUCAAAUGCAAAGUGUUUCUUUUGAAUUUAUCAAUUAUUCGUUUUUUUUUUUUGUUUUUUUUUUCAAAAAAAUAUCCUAUUUGAAAAUGAAAAACACUUAAACGAAUUGCGACAAAAGAAUGACGAGAAAUGUUCAACUUUUCGGAUAAAUAGUUGAUGAAAUAAUUAUAAUAUUUGAAGAAGAAAAAUAAGGAAAAAAAAAGACAUGCGAUUUUUCUUUAUCCCAAAUUAUUGCAUACCUGCAUCUGCGCAUAAUGCUCCUACCUACCAUACACAAUAUCAUGCAGUACCAUACUUUACCAUAUCAAACCAUAUUACACUAUACCAUAUCACACCGUAUCACGCCAUACCGUAUUAUACAAUACCAUACCAUAUCAUACCAUACCAUACCAUACCAUACAGUACUGUACCGUAUCGUACCAUAUCAUUGCCUAGAGUACGUAAGCACACCAUACCUAUCGUG